AUGACGCAAGAGAUACCACCAAAAGCCGAGGGCCAAACCUCGACGCCUUCGAGUAGCGAUGAGGCUUCGACAACGCCCGCCAAAUCUUCGAUAUGGCGACGCAUGUAUGGCAUAGUCUUUUGGGUCCCACCCAACUGUCGCUGGGACCCUGAAAACCCGCCGAGUUUCUCCAUGUCAUUGAAUUUUCUCUUUGCCUUUGCGGGAGCGUUCACUGUCGCCAAUCUGUACUACAACCAUCCCAUCCUGAACAUCUUAGCAGAAGACUUCAAUGUCACGUAUGAGCAGGUGGCACAGAUCCCCACGGUUAUGCAAGCCGGGAUCGGCUUAUGCGUGACAAAUUCACUUACCGUUUUCACCGUGCUCUCCUUCAUCGUCGGCGCCACAACAGUGACACCGCAGCUCAUGCUCCCUCUCGUCGGCGAGCUAGCGCCGCCGCACAAAAAGGGCGUCUCGCUCUCCAUCGUAACGUCCGGACUGAUGCUCGGCAUCCUGCUCGCGCGCGUGCUGUCGGGCACCAUCACCGAGUACGUCUCCUGGCGGGACGUCUACUGGAUGGCGCUGGGGCUGCAAUUCCUCGUCUCUACCCUCCUGUGGGCCUUCAUGCCCGACUACCCGUCGACCAAUCCCUCGCACACGCUCUCCUACCUCCGCCUGCUCUGGUCCAUCGUCACGCUCCUCUUCCGCGAACCCACGCUCCUGCAAGCCUGCCUCAUCUCUAUCUUCACCUCUGCGACCUUCACCUCCUUCUGGACGACGCUGACGUUCCUGCUCGCGGGCGCGCCGUACCACCUCUCGCCGCUGGUCAUCGGCCUCUUCGCGCUCAUCGGCAUCGGCGCCAUGGUCUUCGGCCCGCUCUACGCCCGCCUCAUCACCGACCGCUUCGUGCCGUGGUUCAGCGUCGUGCUGGGCGAGCUCAUGGCCCUCUCGGGCAUCCUGAUCGGCACCUACACCGGAACCUUCACCCUCGCGGGGCCCAUCCUCCAGGCCUUCCUGUUCGACCUCGGCUUCCAGUCCGCCCAGGUCGCCAACCGCGCCUCCAUCUACCAGAUCGCGCCCAAGGCCCGCAACAGGGUCAACACCGCCUUCAUGGUUUUUACCUUUUGCGGCCAGCUGAUGGGGACGGCUGUGGGCAGCGCCGUCUUCCAGCGCCACGGCUGGGUCGCGAGCGGCAGCGUGAGCGUCGGGCUGGUCGGCGUGAGUCUGUGCUUUUGCGCCGUGAGGGGCCCGUGGGAGAAAGGGUGGGUGGGCUGGCAUGGCGGCUGGGCCAUUCGGCAGCGGAGACCCGACGAGAAGAACGGUGGCGUUGGGCCGGUACAGCAGCAGCAGAGUGGUGGCAUUAGUGAGAAGGAUGAGGAGAAGGGGAAUACGGAGAAGGCGCUGGAAGAGAUUGCAGCUGAAGAUCAAAUAGAGACGAGGUCGAGGGAAGCUGACGAAGACGCCGUCGUCAUCGUUAGCAAUGGGGAGAGUGAUGGGGAGAAGCGGUCCUCAGUCUCGGAUAAAAGUGUAACUGUUCGAAAGUAG
Molecule: messenger RNA, 1521 nt
Organism: Lasiodiplodia theobromae
Lineage: Eukaryota; Fungi; Ascomycota; Dothideomycetes; Botryosphaeriales; Botryosphaeriaceae
Product: MFS transporter
Exons: 3
Coding region: 1-1521 (506 amino acids)
Biological process (GO): transmembrane transport
Molecular function (GO): transmembrane transporter activity
Source: RefSeq, a predicted model, not a curated record